GCUGGAUACCUGGGGACACCUGGGAUCGUCACUCGCCUUAGCGGCAAGUUUCGCCGCCGGCUCGCCGGCGCCAUGUUCCUGGCGGGCUCCGGCGAUGCCGAUGAGUUCGAGAGCCUCUUGGAGAAGUUGGCCAUGAGGCACCACGUGGAGCUGGCAGAACUCCGGGGGGAGAUCUCGAGGCUGGAGGGGGACUUGGUGCAUGCGCAGCGAUCUGUGCGGCACAGCAGGAUGGAGGAGACUGCAGCGCCCUCCCCCGCCUCGGCGUCACAGCCGGUGGAGCUCGAGACUUUCGCGGAGGUCAUCAAGAGCAAGAACACCUCCUUUGGAAAGAGGUCCACGGGAGGCCUCACCUUCAUGUCCGCCGACCCGAAGCCCUUCCCAUCGGCGGCCGUGAUGCAGCGAAUUUUGAGGCACCCCUUGUUCGACCUCAUCAUGUGCACGGUGAUUUUCAUCAACACCGUGGUCUUUGCUUUUGAGGCGCAGUAUCGAGGGCUGCACAUGGCCAACACCCUGGGCUACCCGGGGGCGCCGGACACCUCCAACCUUUGGCCUGGGGCGGAGGAGGUCUUCGAGGUGCUGGAGCUCUUCUUCGGCGUGAUCUACACCUGCGAGGUCGUCUUCAAGCUCUUCGUCAUGGGCAAGCAAUUCUGUUUCGAUGCCUGGAACUGGAUCGACGCUGCCAUUGUUCUCACUUGGCUCAGCGGCAAGGUGCUGGGUCGGUCCAUCCCGGUGAACUCGCAGGUCUUGCGACUGCUGCGAAUGGCACGGCUCAUGCGCUUGCUGCGAUUGGUUCGUCGAAUUCAGCAGUUCGAUCACUUGUUUAUGAUGACCACGGCCAUCCGGGGCUCCUUCGGGAUCUUAGCCUGGACCUCCGCGGUGCUCUUCUUGGUGCACAUGAUGCUCGCGCUGCUGGUGCAGCAGUGGCUCUUCUACUUCUACUUCGAGGAUCCGGCGAUGACGCUGGAGGAUAAGAAUCAGAUCUUCGAGUACUUUGGCACCUUCAGCCGCUCGUUGCUCACCUUCUUCGAACUCACCUUGGCCAACUGGGCCGUGCCCACCCGCGUCAUGGUGGAGAAGGUGAGCGAAUGGUCCAUGCUGCUUUGUGUGAUCCACAAGCUCACGGUGGGCUUCGCAGUGAUUGGUGUGAUCAACGGCGUGCUGAUGCAGGAGACAUUCAAAGUCGCCCACACGGAUGACUUGGUGAUGCUGCGAACCAAGCAGAAGGCCGUGGCCACGCACGUGGACAAGAUGCGGCACUUCUUUCAGGAGGCAGACACCUCGCAGGAUGGGCAGAUCGAUUUCGAGGAGUUCGAAGCCAUCAUGAACAACAAGGAGGUGAAGAUUUGGCUCUCUGCCAUGGAGCUGGACGUGCGGGACGUGAGGCAGCUCUUCGACUUGUUGGACCACUCCGGAGACGGGGACGGCACCUUGACGGCGGAGGAGCUGGUGCUGGGCAUCGCCAAGCUCAGGGGGCCGGCCCGGAGCAUUGACAUCAACGAGAUCAUUUUUCGGCAAGAGAAGCUCGAGCGGAUUUUGUCCGAUGUGAAGACGGAUGUCACCCGAUUACAAGCGAGGAGACCGCAUGCUGAGAACCCAGAGCUCCUCAAUGCUCUCCACCAAACCGGAUCUGUCCCCUGGAGUAGAACCGGUGCUGGGUGAUAUCGAUGAGCGCGAGGGUGAUGUGGGCCUUGCGGUGUAGGGCUGGUCCUUAGGCUGAAUGUGGCGAACCCACAGGACCUUUUUGGUGUUCUUUUUGGUUGGUUUGCGUAC
Messenger RNA from Effrenium voratum, 1770 nucleotides. NCBI's taxonomy places the organism in Eukaryota, Dinophyceae, Suessiales, Symbiodiniaceae. The record is from the annotation of a GenBank genome assembly.